Messenger RNA from Enterobius vermicularis (human pinworm), 1011 nucleotides. NCBI's taxonomy places the organism in Eukaryota, Metazoa, Nematoda, Chromadorea, Rhabditida, Oxyuridae. The record is from the annotation of a GenBank genome assembly.
AUGGCAAGAAAUGGCGAGAAGCGGCUAGAUGUCCGGCAAAACCUUCAGUUGGGUAACCAAUAUGAGGAACGUGAGAUCAUUGGCAAGGGAGCCUAUGGCAUCGUGUACCUAGCAACGCAUGUACAUACUGGAAAGGAGUACGCCCUUAAAAAAAUUGUGGUGAAAAUAACAGAGGAAGGAGUUCCGCAAAGUAUUAUCAGAGAAAUUUCAGCUUUGAAAAAACUUCACGAGAUUGGUCAUCCAAACAUCGUUAAGCUUCAUGAUGUUUUUCACUGUUCCAAUAAUGACAAUGAAAUGUGCCUGAGUGUCGUAUACGAGAAGUGCGACUGGGAUUUGUACGAAUUUUUGCGUGACAUCCCACGUGAUAUGGGCGACUUCCAGUGCAGGCAUUUUGCAAAACAGGCUAUUCAUAAACCUCUUUCUAUAGGUUUGUUCAAAGCUCAUCUUCGUUUCCAGAUUAUCAUGGGCCUUGAUUUUCUCCAUUCACAUCAUGUGAUCCAUCGGGAUUUGAAACCUCAGAACAUUCUGAUCAAUCGCAAUCAAACAGUCAAAAUUGCGGAUUUUGGUCUUUCACGCUUUUACUCGAUGCAUUCUUCUUUUACUACCUUGGUAGUCACGCUUUGGUAUCGCAGCCCUGAAGUGCUACUUCAGUGCUCAUAUAACAGUGGAGUGGAUAUUUGGGCAGCAGGAUGCAUAAUUGCAGAACUAUAUUCUAGGCAACCAUUAUUUCCUGCUCAGACAGAAGUACAGCAGCUGGAAACCAUCUUCCAGUAUGCAUUAACGACAUCUCUUAGACGCUCAUGUUUGUCUUUUAGGAAAUUGGGUACCCCGUCAGUUGCUGAAUGGCCACAACAUUCAGUUGUCGAACGCUCUUCUUUCACAACGUACCCACGGUUACCAUUUGAGAGGAUUGUUCCAAAACUCCCGUUUGACGCUGCUAAUUUAGUAAAGGUUGGUGGUAAUCUUAGGUUUUUUUACCCCUCAGGCUUUGGAAUUAUUGGAAUGGAAUAG